GCCCAUGACAAUGUCAAAUUUCCUUUCAUCAGCUGAUUGGUGGUAAAUGCAAAGUAUUUCCUCCAAGGCGUGAGUGAAUUUACAGAGGCUUCAUAAAAAGUAAGCUUCAGGAGAAUAAGCAAGGAUAUCCCAGCGCUUAUAGUUCUCAUCAUCCUCCAGUACGUAUUUCAUGUGUAUUAGUACAGUACAUUACUGUUGUCGUAGGAAUGUUUCAUAUAACAGUACUCGGCUAAAGGAACAUCAUAUUUUAUUCCUAAAGGGCAUUGUAAAUAUAGUCGGAAGGAGGGCCCGCAAAGACAACUGGAAGGAGAUGAGAAAUGGAAAGAGAGAAAGGAGAGGCUGGAUCCUGCCUUCUGCUCUUCCCCCCAACUCUUUCCCCGUCCUUUCUUUCUUCCCCCUCUUAACUUUUAUCUAACAUCCGUACUGUUCAUUGGCAGUGAGUGCAACUCGGUGGCUGUCAUUGUAUUCACAUGAGCGUACUGUAUGCAGUUAUGUCAUGUUACACACCUGUUAUGUAUCUUCCUUGGCGUCGCCAAUUGGUUGAACGCCGAUUGACGUUAAAAGCACCGAAAGACUGAUUUGAUAUUGAAUUUGAUGUUAUUGUAAUUAUACAGGGUGACGGGAGUGACGGUAUUUCCCGCAUAGAAGUCAACUGCGUUGUUGUUUUUUCUGGACCGCUUGAUUAUGGAGCGACAGAUUCAUCGGCAUGAGUCGUUCUCUCACAUCUGCCCACCCCCCCAUCCCCUACCCCCUUGUGUUUUUGCCUCUAGCGCCACAAAUCAUCAUUCUUCAUCAAUUUCUUCCUGUGUUCGACGAGUGCUGGCUAAAAUAGAACAGAAGCGCCCAAUGGACAGAUGAUAUUUCAAAGGGCGCUAAGUUCGACUCUCUUGUGUAUCUCACUCCAAGCCCCUUAAUUAAAUACCCUUCAAGCCUUUAAAGUCCUUGCCGAAUGGCAGCGUAGCACUUUUAUUUAUUUCUACACCCCCUGCAAAGUAGUAAGUAGCGCCUCCACUUCAGAGCUGACACUGGAGUCAGAUACUCUGUUCAUUGGGAGUCUGUGGGGACUCUUUGGUUUCAUUGCGAUUGAUGUUUUCGUUUCAAUUUCUUCCAAACGGCACUGGGGAAGACGCAGCGGCAGCCCAAUGUCUUACCGCUUCUGUGCACACCAAAAAUGAAACAUUGAUUUCACUUGACAUUUUCUUGUCUCACAGUGUCGCUUCAAUAUUUGAGUGUAGAAACUAACCAUGACAAUGUUUCCUUGUGUUCUCAUGAGAGAUGGGGAGAACGAUCAUUUGAGCAAUAUAAUUAGGUGGGAUUGAUUGGUGAUUAAUCUUGAAGCCUUAUUGCGGUUGUGCUGUCUUUUUUUUAAGAUAAGUUUUAGAUUUCUUCUGUUCAAACAACACCGCUUUUCCCAUCAGUAUAACCCAAUAUAACCCAAACUAGUUCUGUCAAAUGCCUCUCCAUAGCCCAACCAACAAAAUGUGGAACCGGUUUCCAUAUAUAAAACAUAUUAAUUAAUUUUUCAUUUUUGGCAUUCAAGUGUUUUUUUUUUUUGUUUGUUUUUUUGUUGGGGGUUUUUUUCCACCCAUUCCCGAGUGCAAAUGCAAACACUGACAUUUACAAAGACCACUGUAUGGUGAUUAUCUGAAAAUCAGUGCUGAGACGGCAUUUGAGAAAUGAUGAGCAUUUAAUUGAACUGCCGGUGUUUGCAGCUGCACUUUUUUUGUUGUGUUUUUACGUUGGACAGACAAACGGAUAGUAUAGAUGCAGUUAAGAUCUGGGAUGGGACAAACAUUGGUCAAAAUGUGUUACUACCGGAAAUAGAUGACCGUAAUCCCUUUUUUUUUUAUCAUGAACAUGUUGAGUAGCAUCCAUUUCUGAUUGUCAAUGUCUUCAUAUAUGUUGGAGUCUUCGAUCCAAAACUUGUUUUGCCCUGCUGUUAGAAGUAAUCCCGAUCGCAAUUUUAAGUGGUGUGCGGUCAAGGCAACGAGCACGGCAGCCUCCUCCUUGAUUUCUCUGAGAUCUUAAUUUAUUAUAUGGUCUUAAAACUUGUUUUGAAGUUUAUCGUUUACAUCGGCGUCCCUCAGAAGCUCAUUUUUUCAAGACUCAAUCGGUCUGUUGUGAAAUGUUAUGUUUGCGGUUUCCAUUAUACAAAGACUACUUUUUUUUUAAAUUUUAUUUUAACAGUCCUUUUUGUUUUGCCAUAGUGCAUAAUUCUUUUUUUAUGUUGCAUCCACCAGUUUGGAUCAGCAGCACACUUUCUUUUAAUUACUGAUAAAGUGGUCGAAACCACUGGCCUUCUCUCCGGUCGGAUUGUUGCCAUGGUGACAAAUAACAAGAACGGGGUGCAGAUGUCUUUCUGCAUAGUAUUAUUGGCUGUACAAAAAGCUAAGUUUGUAUUUAUUGUGUACAAAUGUUAAUUAAUAAAAUAAUAUUGGAAAAACAGCGUUUGCCGUCAACUUAUUGUCCAUCCAUGUUUGCCUUCCCCGCUGUGGAGAUGCGUGUGCACCACCUGUCCUGGAAAUGUACACUCCAAUUGUGUGUCAUGAACAAACGCGUUGCCUCUUAUGUACCAAGCACAAGAAGUGGGUGUGAUCGGAGUCUCUCGCACUAUAUACAACCAAAGUGCGGAAUUUCCUGAAUCAGAGUGCAGAUGGAAGGAAGGAGAGAACCACCGGCCUACUGAGACAAGUCAGACAAUGAGAGCAUUCAGCUCCUUUGGAGUUAACAUUUAGAACAAUACAUGGACCAAGCUGCUUCCAACCGUCGCUUCGGUUCGUCCUGUGUCAAACUUUAUCUGUGCUCCAACCCCGCAGACAGCGUGGUGGAGCGCAGAGCCCUGAGAGAUGUCGUGUUCCCCAAACUCCGAGAGCAUUGCAGACGCGAGCUGGGAGUGGACUUUAGGGUGAUUGACCCACAUGAGUCCAUUCAUCCCAGCCACUGGCCAGAUGAGAACACCAGAAAGGAGUUGAUAAAAGACUGCAGAGAAACCUCUGCUGGACCCUUUUUACUGGCUUUGAUCGGACAUGAGUACGGCAGGGCCAGUCUUCCUGCCCAGGUGGAGGUGUCACACUUUCACAUGCUGCUGCAGCAGAUCCAACAAGCUGGCCUCAGCACUCGACCCCUGGAGAGAGUCUACCACAGAGACGAGAACACUAUUCCGCUGUCGUUCUGCUUGAGACCCUCGCGCCUGCCUCAGGAGGAGAAUCACAGACAGGACUUGGUGACGGUGUUUGAGACUGCUGUGAGUAUGUGCGUGCACAAGAAGCUUCUGACUGAAGGGGAAGGCCUCGGUUUAAACAGAUCAGUCCUUGAUGGCGAUCUCCGCUUUGCCCUGGUCAACUGUCCUCGUGAUGACGUCGUCAGACGCUGUCUUGUUUACGUUCGCAAGGUCACUAAUCUCAAGGUGGAACAAGAGGCGAGAGGGAUGGACUCCUUUCAAUUUAACACGCAGUCGGAGGAAGAGGGCACUUUUCCCAUCUCUAACCGAGUAAAAGCAUCACCCAGAGAGAAUGAUUUACUCUCCGAUCUGAUUGACAACUUCUUGAGAGGCCUGAUCGACUCGUACCAGCUUGAGGCUUACAUCACCACGGUCGAGUGUGACCCUCGCCAUGGUUACACCGCGGCCCGCAGGCGGGUGUAUGCGGAGUUGCUCUGCCAUCGGGUGUAUUCUGACCUCGUGAGGUUGACCGACAACAUUGCAGAGGAUGGAGAAUCUGGAUUCUGUGACUUCAGUGAUGCUUUGGCGCGUGAGCAAGUCGAACAAGAGGAACUGCGUGCCGUCCUGUCUCGAUUUUAUGUCAUCACGAGGCCAGAGAUGGAAGAGGUCCGAGCCUAUGUUCAGCAGAGUGACUACCAGCGUCCACUUUUGCUGACAGGAGGUCCGUGUGCCGGAAAAACAGUGCUGCUGGCUCACUGUGCUCAGCGGAUGAAAUUCUGGCUGCAGGACGCCGAUCCCGCUGUGAUCACCUUUUUCGCCGACUUGCCACACUUCCCUACCCCCGAACGCUUGCUGUCCAGCUUGUGUUAUCAAAUCUUCAGGAGUUAUGGCCGCUCUUCAUCUUCCCAGGGCACCUGCUUCGGCUGUUACCGGGGUGCCACUGAGCCUCGAGACGAUGACUCUGACGUCACUCAGCUAAACCUGAGGGCUGUGUUUAGGGCCAUCAAAAAACCCGACAUCAGUUUACAUGAAGUGGCAGAAUGUCUCAGCUCCCUUCUCUCCAUGCUGCCGUGUUCCCAAAAACCUUUAGUUCUGAUCCUGGAUGGGGUGCACCAGAUGGGGCAUAACUUUGCUGCGCAAAUCAUCGAAAGCCUUCCCUCACCUCUUCCUCCCGGAGUCAAAAUGAUCCUCGGGGUCUCCGACAAGCAAACUCGCCUCGCGCGGGUCAUUAAACUCCAUUACCCAGAGUGCAGUGCACCAGGCUUUGUUUCAGACGGGGGUAAAAAGGAUUUGGGGUGUCUGCACGUUGCGCUGGGCUCUGCAGACAGGAAACAAUGUCUGAAGGUGCUAAUGUCACUGCUAAGCAAUUCGGGGAGGAGAGUGACUUCUGGACAACUGCCACUGGUGACCCGAGCGCUGACUUCCUGUUCUCUCCCUCUCUACGUCCGCCUACUACAUGCUCACACCUCACUCUGGUCCUCAGAUUCAGAAGUGUCCGAGUCGCAGCUUCCCGCCGGCGUCCAUUCGUCGAUUGCGGUCUGGCUGGAUCACUUGGAGCACAAAUAUUCCUCCUCUGUGGUGGCCCGUGCUGUCUCUUACCUCACCCUCUCCAGAGUAGGGCUCACAGAGUCAGAACUUGCCGAUCUCUUAUCCAAAGCCCACUCCGAUCAGGUCGCCCAAGUGGAUGCUGAGAGACUGCUUCUCGACCUGAAGAGCUUUCUCACCACGACGACUAUAAUAGGUUGUCAAGUUUUGCUGUGGAUGAGCAGACAUUUUGGCCUAGUCGUGGAGAAAACGUAUUUAGACACAUGUGAGGCCAGGAGGAAAAUUCAUUCGGAGUUGGCCGAUUAUUUCCUGAGCCGAUGGAAUACAUGUCUUGAAAAGUCGAGCCUAAAUGAAGGCGGCGCGCGAGCGAGAGAAUACGUAGAUGAGCAGCCGUCACUCAGAGAGGCUGUCCAUGCGAGAGAAGCUGUGGAAUUGAUGCAUCACAUCCGAGAAAGCAAUAAUUGGGAGCUCAGAUGGGAGGUGUUGACAUCAUGGAGGUUCCAUCGUGUUUUAGUGAAGGCUGGCCUCCUGAAGCAUCUGGUGGCCAUGUUGAGGCAGGAAGAGGGAUCUCGGGACCAUUUUAGGGAAUGCGCACUCCUGGCGAGCACAUUGGCGUCUUCAUCCUGUUUCUUGCAGAGCUCCCCUUUGGAGCUGCCGACGUUGAUGGAGGCGAGCCUCCUGCCGUACGUGGGGCUCUUUCCCGCGCUCGCGGCUUAUGUCGGCGAGAUCAGAUGCGAGAGAAGGACGAGAGGCUGCGGAUUGGCGGUUGCGCUUCCUCCCGCUCCCGAUACCGUCGCCUUACUUCGGCACCUCAAAUGUGAGAGCGGACCAAAACGGCUCACCGCGGCCGCUGCAGCGACACAGUGUGGGACAAUCGCAAAGGUCGUGUGCGAUGGCUCGGCAUGGAUGUGGAACGGCUCGAGCUUUGCUGCCGUGCGACUAUCGGCGAGCUCUGAGCAGGGUGAGCUCAAGUUUGCAGGAGUGAAAAGCAGCCGCCGGUUCAUGUUGUUUUCGACCCUAUGCAACAAACUUUUUUUGUGGGACGCUACGGCUCCAGAAAUCCUUACGGAGGUCAAAGCCUCACGCACACUGAACAUGUUAGCGGGCUUCGUCACAUCCGAAAGACGGCUAUGUGCGUGGUGGAAGCAGGACAGCCUAGUGGGACUGUUUGACGCCUCCGACACAACCGUGAAAGAUUUGCGCUGUCCGAGCUGCGUAACCUGUGCGGUUUUCUGCUCUGAUGGCGCCCGCGUUUUUUGUGGCCAAGAGGAAGGCACCGUGUCGAUAUUCGACGUGGUCCAGUGCAAUCUCCUUCGCUCCUGUUCCAACUCAAGCCACCGUGCAAUUGUGUCGAUAAUCCUCUGUGAGGACAAACAGGAAAUGGCGUGUGUCGAAAGUUCGGGAGAUGUGAAAUUAUGGAAUGUUCCCUCCGAAACGCCAACACUGGUUAAAGAAUCCUUCGCAGGGAGCAAGUUCAACAACAUGCUUAAUAUUGAUUACUCUGAUGAAUUCGACAGUUUAUUGGUAUGUCAUGGUAACCAGGUCGCAGUGUGGGAUACGUGCGAGUGGGAGAAGUGUGACCGCUUCUUGGCUCCGCGGGGUCAAGCUUUCGUUCAAGCAAUAUUCUCCAAGGGUGGACACCAUUUUCUGGCUUUCCUGGAGGCCCGUCCCCUGGUGUUGGUGUGGAGGGUUAACACGGGGCAGUGUGUUCUCUCCUUAGAGGUCCACACGUUACCUCACACCCUCCUCAAAACCACCUCAGACAUCGUGUGCGUCACUGACAACGGCUGUCUUCUUGCGUGGGAUUCCAAAAUGGUUUUCCUUGCUGGUGAAACUCCCAAAAUGGAAUGCGGGGUCAAAAAUGUGGCGGUGGACCAAACAGGAAGAUGCUUCUACACUUCAGACGGGACACGUACAGUGUGGAGUUGGAGCUUAGAGACGGGUCUUCCGCAUGCUCACUUCCUGCACGGUCAUCCUGUGAAAAAGAUACGUCUUAGUCGGGAUGACGUGACGCUUGUGACACUCUCAGCUGAAGAUAUUUACAUUUGGCAUCCGGAAACUGGGCAGAAUAUCCUACGGAUAGGUGGGGGCGGAGCUACAGAUGUUCUUAUUACACCCAACUGUCACUUUGGCGUUAGUAUUUGUGAGCUAGGACUCUCUAAGGUUUGGAGAAUGGCACAUGGGGGUGUCGUAUGCGGGAUUCACCUGCACCUUUCGAGUGCACAGGUGUCCGCCGAGAGCACCUUUCUCAUUGGCCUGCAUGGUGGAAACCUGCUGGCUGCCAGUUUGUGGUCAGGCACAAUCAGCAAAAGCUUCCGUCGAGUUGAAAGCUCAGAAGAUGUCGUUGCUUUCGGCACACUUUCUCAGCAUGCCGAUUUUGUGGUCGUGGUGGUCGCCUCGGGGGCAAUCUACACAUGGAAAAUGUCCGAUGAAACGGUGUGCAGGCACUUUCAACUGCCGCCGACAUUUUACUGUCAGCCGGAAAACUUUCGCGUGACGUCAGAUGGGAGCUUUGCAUUGUUGUCCAUCGAUAAUGAAGCUAUCAACCUCUUGGACGUGUCUCAGGUCAGACUUUGCUCUCUUAAAGCUGACGGUUCUGUCAUGAAAGCCUGCUUGGAUGAAACGGGACGUUACGUCGCUUACAUAUCACAGCGUAGAAGCCGAUGUGGUGCUUGUUCCCAGCACACACGUGCCAUUCUCACUGUUGUGCAACUCUCUGACGGAGAAAAAGUAGGCAGGGUGUUUCUGCGUAAGGAUCCGUUGACGCUGCUCAUGCAUGGACAGCAAAGUGCGUUUGUGGGUUUUCAGGAUGGGUCAGUAGGGGUGUAUUGUAUUUCAGGUCCCUUGACAGGUGAGGAAGAUGCACUCGGAUGCAGCAAAAAAUCGGGGAGUAAGUUGAAAGGCUGCUGUUGCAGUGCAGGGCCACUGAGAUGGUUCCCCUGCGUAAGGAUCCGUUGA
Hippocampus comes (tiger tail seahorse) is the source of this 7663-nucleotide messenger RNA. Its product is annotated as NACHT and WD repeat domain-containing protein 2. Lineage: Eukaryota; Metazoa; Chordata; Actinopteri; Syngnathiformes; Syngnathidae. The coding region runs from base 2744 to 7663 and encodes 1639 amino acids. The record is from RefSeq and is a predicted model, not a curated record. The transcript has 10 exons. Gene Ontology annotation, molecular function: protein binding.